Molecule: messenger RNA, 847 nt
Organism: Fundulus heteroclitus (mummichog)
Lineage: Eukaryota; Metazoa; Chordata; Actinopteri; Cyprinodontiformes; Fundulidae
Exons: 4
Coding region: 86-847 (253 amino acids)
Source: RefSeq, a predicted model, not a curated record
AAGACCCAGUGUGUGGGAACGUAGACCUAGGGGGGAAGAGGCGGAAAGCCCCGCUGCUGCAGAGCCGACUGUGGGCUGUUCGGCGAUGGUGGCUCCUGAUCAUGAUUACUGUGUUACACCUGCAAGUGGAGUUAUGGCCAACGAGCUACUGAUCCAAAACGAAGCUCUGCAGAAACAAGUGGAGUUGUUGCAGCGUGAGGUUGAGCGGCUGCAUCUGCGGACCCGUUUCUGUCUGGAACGUUUUAAAUGCUCAGACGACAACAUUCGGCAUUAUACCAGGUUUGCCUCAUACCGACAUUUCCUGUGUUUUUGGAAGCUGGUUGAGCCUGCUGUGAUGACAAAGAUGAUCCGUGUCACCAACACCAAGUCUUCUACAGCUAGCUCUGAUAGAUUUCCCACAUCCACGAAACUUCGUCCUAUAGAUGAGCUCUUCCUUUUCUUGAUGUACCUGGCCGUUGGCUCCACACACAGAGAUCUCGGUGAGAGGUUUGACAUUCACAGAACGACAGUGAGCAGGAUCAUCACCACGUGGGCCAACUUCCUGUACGAUCUGCUUGGACGCAAACGCCUCUGGUUGCCUCGUGAAGUGGUGCGUGCUAGGCUUCCCGAGGAGUUUGCAUUGUUUCCGGACACCCAAGUAGUGCUUGAUUGCACUGAGAUCUAUUGCCAGACACCAUCAGACCUCAUGUUGCAGAGUGAGGUGUUUACAACAUACAAAUCCCACUCCACACUGAAGGCCAUGAUUGGCAUAGCACCUCAUGGUGCCAUCACAUUUGUCUCUGCCCUUUACGCUGGAUCCAUGAGUGAUCGUGAGAUCUUCAAACAAUCUGGCAUCAUCAGUGAAUGA